Messenger RNA from Caenorhabditis briggsae, 768 nucleotides. The transcript is spliced from 6 exons. Lineage: Eukaryota; Metazoa; Nematoda; Chromadorea; Rhabditida; Rhabditidae. The record is from RefSeq and is a predicted model, not a curated record. Bases 1 to 768 code for a protein of 255 amino acids.
AUGCUAUUGCGUCGUUCGCUGUUUAUGCUCGACAUUCUUGUCCUUCUAGCCGUCGUCGUCUUCUUGGUUCUUCUUCCGGCUGAGAGAUGCCUAAACUUUGAAACCAAAUCCACGACACCAUCCACUAACUCUAAAACAUGCCUUCUCCACCCGGUCCAUCAUCCGGAAUUCAGCUUCACAAAGAAUCUGGAAACCAAUGAGCAUUUGAAAAAUAAUGCACAACACUUGGUUACUGUAUGUCAUCGUCUUCAAUGGUCCCAUUACAAUGUUUGGGAUAAUAUGUACUUGAUCCUCCUGCCUGCCAUCGUUUGUAUCUGUCUCAUUUUCUAUACAGUGGCCGAGAUUCUGGAAUUCGACUAUUUUGUGGGAACGGUUCAAAGCACUGGACUGAUUGCGAUCACCUUCUUGGUGGUGAUUUAUACAGUCGGAAUAAUCAGCCACGAGAAAAACCGUAUCCAAACCGAAUGGCCGCUGCUUGCUCAUGCUCAUCUCCUCGGAGCCAAAGACGGCGAGACUACUGUAGAUGUGCCCACCACGUGGCAAUACAGUAUCCUCAUGUGUCUCCUUUCGGCACUUUUCAAAGUGGGACGUAUCCUGAUUCAGCACUUUAUUGGUGAUAAAAAAAUCUUCCUUGACGACGACAGCCAGCGUGACACGCAUAACCAAAAUGGGCCAACUCCGAAAUUUGGAAAUUUCGAGAGCACAGAGGUCGCUGGAACUACUCGAAUGCUCAAUGAGUCGAGAUACUCGAGAAUUGAAACUGACUAA